Lotus japonicus is the source of this 1882-nucleotide messenger RNA. RefSeq names its product organic cation/carnitine transporter 3-like. Gene Ontology annotation, cellular component: membrane. Gene Ontology annotation, biological process: transmembrane transport. The transcript has 2 exons. NCBI's taxonomy places the organism in Eukaryota, Viridiplantae, Streptophyta, Magnoliopsida, Fabales, Fabaceae. Gene Ontology annotation, molecular function: transmembrane transporter activity. Bases 111 to 1637 code for a protein of 508 amino acids. The record is from RefSeq and is a predicted model, not a curated record.
CUGCAUCAACCUUUUAACUCAAAACACAAACACCAAACUCAACUCAAACACAACACCAACAACAACAACAUCAUCAUCAUCAUCUGUCUUGCAAGCUCAAUAUUCCAUUAAUGGCCUCCAUAGAAGAAUUACCCUCCAUGCGUCAAGCUUCUUUUGAGGAAAAAUUGAUUCCCUUCUCUGAUGAUGACAUGAUAGAGAGGGGUCUGGGGAGGUUUGGGUGGAUGGAGUUUCUGCAAUGCAUACUUGUGUCGUUCGCAAUGUUCUUCGAUGCGCAACAAUCAUUCAUCACCAUCUACACUGAUGACUACCCAACAUGGCAUUGCAACGAUGGUGCCGCCGCGUGCAGCGCUGGUUCUGAAAUCUGCAAGCUGCCAAGGUCUUCUUGGUCUUGGGAUGGACCCGCUCACAAGACAACUAUAUCACAAUGGGGGCUUGAAUGUGCUAGCAACUUCGUCACAGGUUUACCGCAAUCUUCUUUCUUCAUGGGUUGUCUUAUUGGUUCGUUUGUUUUAGCUACAUUGGCUGAUACAUCUCUUGGAAGAAAGAACAUGCUUGUCCUGUCUUGUUUGUCAAUGUCUGUAACUUCAAUGCUGGCUGUCUUCACCACCAAUGUUUGGGCUUACUCAGCUUUAAAAUUCGUGAUUGGGUUUUUGCGUUCGUCGAUCGGGACGUGUGUUCUGGUGUUACUGACAGAGAAGGUGAGCACAGAGUGGAGGUUCACAGUGGGGAUAGUAGAAUAUUUCUGCUUCACAUUGGGGUAUAUGUCCUUGCCUGGUAUAGCUUAUAUCAAUAGAAAUGCUUCAUGGAAAACUAAUUACAUUUGGACAUCGGUUCCUGCUAUUUGUUACUCAAUCAUUGCUUACCUAUUUGUUACCGAGUCCCCGAGGUGGCUUCUGAUGCAAGGUAGACAGGAAGAAGCCAUGGCAAUGCUUAAGGGAGUUUCUUCAGUGGAAAAUGGUGUUGAUUUAACUGCAAGCCUUCUAAAAGUGCCUGCUAAACAAAAGGGUUCAGUUUUCCAACUCUACUCAUCAAUAGCAGAGCUGUUUGGGAGAUCUUGGGCUCUCAAAAGAAUGGUGGCGAUUAUGGUGCUUGGUAUUGGAAUUGGAAUGGUGUAUUUUGGCAUGCCUUUAGCUGUGGGGAACUUGGGAUUCGACAUUUACUUGGCUGUUGUGUUUAAUGCCUUGAUGGAAAUACCAUCUUGUGUGGCCACUUAUUUCUUGGAGAACUGCAGUAGAAAGCCAUCUAUUCUUGUGUUCUCUGUUGGAAGUGGGAUAUGCUGUGUGAUGUGUGUUCUGGUUGGAAGCGAGCUACAAGCAGUUAAGGUGGCGCUGGCGAUGGCAUCAUUUUUCAGUGCUUGCACAGCUUAUAAUGUGUUUCUGAUAUACAUUAUAGAGCUGUUUCCCACAAGUGUGAGGAACACUACAACCUCACUUGUGAGACAAGCAAUUGUGUUUGGUAACAUUUUCAGCCCAUUUUUGAUAUCUGCAGGGAGAAAGAAUGACAUUUUCUCUUAUGGUGUAUUUGGGAUCGUUAUAAUGGCCUCAUGUUUCACAUUGCUCGGUUUGCCGGAGACCAAAGGAAUAGCUCUUUGUGAUACCAUGGAUCAACAAGAGAAGAAGGACAGCAGACCUGGUUGAAAUCUUUUUUCUAUGUUUGUUGUAGGUUCAUUGUGUUUGCUACUUGGUAGAUAAAGUUCUUGAUUUUCCUCAAUUUUGAAGAGAGAAAAAGACUGAGAUUUGUCUGUGUGUUUGCUUAUGAGUCCACGAGUUCAAAAUCACUUAAGUUUCAGAGAAGCAAUGUCUCAUAGCUUGUAGCUAGACUCGAUUUCAUUGUUAAUUUUGUCUCAAUUAUGAAGCAAAAAUGGACAUUUAGCUUGUGUUUA